Molecule: messenger RNA, 1660 nt
Organism: Rosa chinensis
Lineage: Eukaryota; Viridiplantae; Streptophyta; Magnoliopsida; Rosales; Rosaceae
Product: OVARIAN TUMOR DOMAIN-containing deubiquitinating enzyme 12
Exons: 12
Coding region: 402-1460 (352 amino acids)
Biological process (GO): protein deubiquitination
Molecular function (GO): cysteine-type deubiquitinase activity
Source: RefSeq, a predicted model, not a curated record
UCUCUCUCUCUCCUCAUAUUCCUUUUUCACUCAUUCUCCACAAAAAAAAAAAAAAAAAAAAAAAAAUUCCUUUUCACUGUUCCCUAGCUACCUCACUGUUCCCUUCUCUCUCUCUCUCUCUCUCUCUGCUUUCUGUGGCGUCUCGAUCCCGCCCAGCCACUACCUGUACAACCCACUAAUACAUAUUAUUCUUUUUCACAAGUAAAACCCAGUUGUUAUUCUCCAUUUUAGUUUAAAUAAUAAACUCUCUGCUAAUUGUUUCACCUCAAAGCUCGAAUCUUUCUUUGAUCUGCGCCUCAGCUCAAGUUUCUUCCCAUGUUGCUGAUUGGUUCUAGUAGUUGUAGGUUCAAACUAAUGUGCUCUAACCCACCACAGCAACAUUGAGGGUAGCAGUUUUGGCAAUGCUUACAUACGAGCAAGACCCGGAUGUUGUUCGCUGGGGACUCCAGCUCUUUGAAGGUGAUCCGUAUUCGAAUUGUGGGUAUUGUGACUCAGUUAACCAAGAUGGCACUAAUUAUUAUGCGGGGCAUUAUUUUAAGGAAGAUGUGGUGUAUGAUGCGGAUUGUAUAAAUGUGGAAUAUGAUGAACUUAUUGCUCAUGCUCUUCAAGAAGAGCUGUCACUACUUGAUAUAGAGGAGGACGAGCCGGGAUCUGCGCCUGAGCAAGUAGAGCAUUUGCAAGCAUCUGUCUUCCCACAAGAUUGGUCACAGCAAUCUAUUGGAAAUUAUGGCUCUGGACAGGAGAGUGUUCAGGCAGAGGCAGAUGAAGUUGGGCCUUCUACUUCUACUUCGUGUUCUAGCCCAGAUGAAAAGGCGUACUAUGGAGAUGAGUGGUCAUAUUCCCUAGAGCUGGCUAAUGAAUAUACAUUUGAUGGAGACAGGUUGAACCAGAUGGUUCCUGUCCCUCAUGUUCCUAAAAUUAAUGGUGAUAUACCCUCGCUAGAUCAAGCAACUUUAGAUCACCAAAGGCUUCUGGACAGGUUGCAGUUAUAUGGGUUGGUUGAAAAUAAGGUCCAAGGAGAUGGAAACUGUCAGUUCCGCGCUCUAGCUGACCAAUUUUAUCAAUCUCCUGAACACCAUGAAUUUGUGAGACAACAAAUUGUAAAUCAGCUCAAGUCAUACCCAGAGAUAUAUGAAGGAUAUGUUCCCAUGGCUUAUGAUGACUAUUUGGAGAAGAUGUCCAGGAGCGGUGAGUGGGGCGAUCAUGUUACUUUACAGGCUGCUGCAGAUUUGUAUGGAGUUAAAAUUUUUGUCAUAACAUCUUUCAAGGACACCUGCUACAUUGAGAUUCUUCCUAAUGCUGAAAGAUCGAAACGAGUAAUUUGUUUGAGCUUUUGGGCAGAGGUGCACUACAACUCAAUUUAUUCUGAAGGAGAUUUGCCUACAUUUGAGACGAAGAAGAAGAAGAAAAGGGGGGUGUCACGUAAUAAGCACUUGGAGUCCCCAAAUAAAUACCAAUGAGUGAAUGGGUUCUCAUUUAAUGUGGAUUUUGAGGACAUAUUACAACGGAUAACUGCUGCUAAUUGUCUUAAUACAUGUCUGUAAACGCAACGUCUCUAGUCCACUCAUAAAUAAGAUGUUCUACUGGUUAUGAGACCUUUUACCAGUUUGUUACUGGUUGCUAACUCCAUUGUAGUUCUUUGGCACCCAAGAGUAUCCUA